GGAGAUCCUUGAAUCGUCACCUUCGUCGUCAUUAUCAUCGAAGUGGUGGUCAGUGGUCUAUGGCUAAGCUGGGUGGAACUCCAGACGAGCUCGUCUGAGUUGGUGGUGACGGCUGCUGGAGUCAUCCAAAAUUAAGAAGCUGCCCGGACACAAGGACGCGGGAGAGAAGAAUGCCAAGACCGAGCUCUGAUCGGCGAGCUGAGUUAUCUUGGCACCGGUGUCCGUCCCACAGUGCCAGCAGAGGAAGACCAGCCAAGACUCUCGAGGUCACGCCGACCCGUCGUGAUGAUAUUUCGUCGUUCGAUUCCUUAGAAUUCUCGCGCUGCAGGCUUCUCAACAUCUGACCGGGAGGCGAAGGGAGGACUGGAUUGCACUGAGGAAAGUUGACGCAAGGCGAGACGGGGAGAGAUUCAACGAUGAGGAAAACUUUUGCAUUAGUUCAGAUUAUUCUGGCGGCCGCUCUGAUCGGAUCUCUCGCGUAUCAGGGAUGGGUUACGAAAGGCUCGAGGAUCAGAGUAGAGAACAAGUUCAAAUCGAACGAGCAAGUGACCUUCUCCUGCCCGCCGGGAGAGCUAUAUCUGAUCAACGUGACGAGAGGUAGCGUCUACCACUUGCAAAUCCCCAAGCAGACUCAGAAUCUCUGGUGCCUGUUUGCGCGCAAGCUGGAUGUGAAUUACUGGGACUGCAAGGGAGUUAUCGAGCUGCAGCUCACCUGCCGGACCGGCCCCGUCGACUGCGAGAGCCAUCGAGCGAUUGACUCGCUCGCGUUCAACGAGUUCGGCGUCUUUGUGAACAACAAGCUCCACAGUAAAUGGAAGCCUCGCUACAAGCAUGGUUCGGUGGCCAGACUCGAGUAGGUAGCUGCCAGGAAAGGUCAAGAACUUAUUCAUCGAUGAGUCUCUACCCUCCGUGAUAUGAAUGACCUCGAGAUCAAAUUGAGAGUGUAGGCCGGCCCGAAGAAGAAAAAGUCUGUCGCUCCUCGAUUUUGUUUCAAGCGGCGCAGAUGUUUAUCUCGGAGGAUGGAUGUACUACAUGUGCUGAGUGGAGUUGAAUGGAACUCGCGGCUUCAGCUCGUCUCCAUCCUCUGAUGUACAUAGCAGAUCUGAUUUUUUCGUCUGCCUUCGGCAGCGACGGAUGGUUUUGUUAGAACAGACGCCCUCUCCCCGGAAAAUGAUGGUUUUGCAGGCACUCCGACAAUCGAAGGAUUGAGCACAAUGUAUAAGCACAGCCGCAGCUGCAGCAGAAUCUUUCGAAAUCAUACUAGAUACCUUUGUCGAGUUGAGUCUUCUGAGCAUAUCAAGAUUCGGCCUAAACAAGAUUAGUAUCUCAAGAUUGGGACUCUCUCCACCAGAGUACACCACUCGAUCGCUUGAGGGCGGUGACAGUGGCAGUCAUAUGUUCAUUCUCACUUAGCAGCGAAAUUUUUCAGGUCGUUGGGCAAGGCUAUGACUCCGCUGUGAAGAAGACGCACAGGUUCAAGCUUGCAAACCUGAAGAAUCUUGGAUUUGUUGGUAGGCUUUGGGCAUUGAAAGAUGAACAUCGAGUCAUCGAGGGUGUUUUUUUGCCGAUAAAGAUUAGAAAAAUGUAUAAAAGCGUCAUAGUACUGGCUAGUAUAGUCAUUGAAGAAGGCCAGAGUUUUUACACUUCCUUAGACUCUUGUCUCUCUGCGUUUUGGCAGAGUGCAGAAGAGAAUGUUGUCAUGAUUUGUGUCCAUCAUGGAAGCUGAUCAGAAAGACUCUCUGCAAUCUCGAUAUUCCUCGUUACAGUCCGUACUGAUACACAGUUUCGAACAGGACAU
Molecule: messenger RNA, 1798 nt
Organism: Marchantia polymorpha subsp. ruderalis
Lineage: Eukaryota; Viridiplantae; Streptophyta; Marchantiopsida; Marchantiales; Marchantiaceae
Source: the annotation of a GenBank genome assembly